This is a messenger RNA of Coregonus sp. 'balchen', 11561 nucleotides long. The record is from the annotation of a GenBank genome assembly. NCBI's taxonomy places the organism in Eukaryota, Metazoa, Chordata, Actinopteri, Salmoniformes, Salmonidae.
GUGUGUGUACAUCAUAGGGCUUAGAGCCACAGAUAAGAUUUACAGAUAGAGAGGGAAGAAGGGAGAGUGGGGUUAUACUGCCAUCUCACUCACUUGCUCUCACACAGGGACUCAGAUAGGCUGGUAUACUGAUUUUCUCUGCACUUACUCACAGAAGCAACAGGGUCAUGAUGACCCAAAGCCUCCAGAAUGGCUUCACUCUGGAGAACCACUACCUCCAGGAUCUGAAGGGGCCUGUCCCUGUGCCCACUCAAUAUGCUCCAAGGCUGGGUGUACGCCGGGGGUCAGGCCCUGUGGAGCCCCAUAAGGACCAAGAGAUCCAGAGGAAUCGAUCUGGCACUGUACCCGCUCAGGGUGCUCCUCUCCUGGGCUCAUGUCGUGGGCAGAUCCCUGCUCCUAUGGAUGUCCAGAUGUGCCAGUCUAUACAGCCAUGCCAUGCGGAUCACCAAGGAGACCUGAGUGCUGGGCAGCUACUCAAAUGGAUGGACACAAUCGCCUGCCUCGCUGGUCAGUAUAUACAGUGUGUCUGUGUGUGUGUGUGUGUGUGUGUGUGUGUGUGUGUGUGUGUGUGUGUGUGUCUGUGUGUGUGUGUGUGUGUGUGUGUGUCUGUGUGUGUGUGUGAAUAUAUGUGUGUGCAUAUGGCUGUGUGUGCGUGUGUGUCUUUGUGUCUGUUCCCAUGCAAAGAAGACAGAAAAGUAGUUAUAAUGUAAAGUUCAUGGGAACAGUUUCAGACAGAAUAUUUUUUAGUCUGCUAUUCCCAUCUGUAGCUAAAUAUCAGGUGGAGAGUUUCCUCUGGUGUAAAUGCUGAGCAAAUGUUAACAAGAUAGAGACUAGGAACAGUGUUAGAGUUCAGCAAUACAGGAAUAUAAACUGAUUAGACGUCAGGGGUAGUGUCUGCCACCUCACAGACACACCCCCACACACACCACCUCAGUUCCACAAGUAGGGUGUGUGUGUUAGAGCUGCCCUUCAGUGGCCAUCGCUGGACAGACAGGGUAACAGCAGUGCACUGACCCCUCACCUACUAUCAUUCCCCUGCGUGUGUGUGUGUGUGUGUGUGUGUGUGUGUGUGUGUGUGUGUGUGCACAAUAACACAUAAGAGAUUUGUGUUAUCCCCCAUGAGGAUGUUAAUGAUUGAUAUGUCACUGUAAUUGUAGUUCGGCCCCAGUUGGAGAGAUGAAACAUAGAUACUGUAAAUAUAUAGAUAAACAAUGUGAGAUAACAGUGUGUGUGUGUGUCCCUUAGCUGAGCGUCAUGCUGGAAUGGCGUGUGUGACACUCUCCAUGGACGACAUCCAGUUUGAGGAGACUGGAAGGUACGCGUCAAUCAAUCAGUCGAAUCAAUCAAAUGCAUGUAACGUUUUUAAAAUGUCAAAUGUUUUUUGCAGAGUUGGUCAGGUGAUCACCAUCAAGUCCAAAGUCAACAGAGCAUUCACCACUAGCAUGGAGGUAAGACAACACACACGCACACACCCGCGUACACACACACACAUACUCACACAUGUACAAUUAUUAUAUAUAUAUUUUUUAAUAUAACAAUUGUGUGUAGGUGGGAAUCCUUGUGUCAGUGCAGGAUGUGAGGGAACAUGUGGAGAGAUUGGUGUGUGUGGCCUACUCCACCUUUGUUGGAAAGCCAGCGGGACCACAGAAGGUGUUAUUGCAACCGGUGGAGAAUCUGUGUUCUGCAGAGGAGCAGUUGCAGCAUUCUCUGGCCUCAGAGAGACGAAGACUCCGCCUUUACAAUGAACAGACCUUCAGUACCCUGCUACAAGACUACCACACACUAGCCAACGGUCAGUCUCUCUCUCUCUCUCUCUCUCUCUCUCUCUCUCUCUCUCUCUCUCUCUCUCUCUCUCUCUCUCUCUCUCUCUCUCUCUCUCUCUCUCUCUCUCUAACCACAUCUCUGUAUUUCUCUCUCUCUCUCAUUCUCUCUCUCGCUCCUUUCUCACAUCUCUCUAUGAGUGUGUGUGUGCACGUGUGUGUGUGUGUGUGUGUGUGUCAGCCUGGGAUAUUGUGUCCAAAUCUGUAUCGCUAUCUUGACUUGGAUUAUCUUGUCCUGAAUGGAACUAUAAUUGCCCCUUGAACUCAUUUUCAAGGGGCAAUUAUAAAAAAACAAAUACCUUUGUAGCUGAGGAAGAGGCGAGAUAGAGAGAGUUUGCUUGGUACUGUGCUCCGACAGAAAGGACGAAGUGUCAGCCAGAGGACAUACUUGUCAUACUUGAGUAAAAGUAAAGAUACCUUCAUAGAAAAUUUAAAAGUGAAAGUCACCCAGUAAAAUACUACUUGAGUAAAAGUAUUUGGUUUUAAAAAUACUUAAGUAUCAAAAGUAAAAGUAAAAUAAUAAACCAUUUCAAAUUCCUUAUAUUAAGCAAAUCAGACGGCACUUUUUAAAAAUACAUUUUUAUUGACGGAUAGCCAGGGGCACACUCCAACACUCAGACAUAAUUUACAAACGAAGCAUGUUUAGUGAGUCUGCCAGAUCAGAGGCAGUAGGGAUGACCAGCUAUGUUCUCUUGAUAAGUGUGUGAAUUGGGCCAUUUACAUAUCAAAUCAAAUCUAAUUAUAUUUGUCACAUGCGCCGAAUACAACCGUAACAUGAAAUGCUUACUUACAAGCCCUUAACCAACAAUGCAGUUUUAAGAAAAAUAAAUUAAAGAGCAACAAUAAAAUAACAAUAACGAGGCUAUAUACAGGGGGUACCGGUACCGAGUCAAUGUGCGGGGGUACAGGUUAGUUGAGGUAAUUGAGGUAAUAUGUACAUGUAGGUUGAGUUAAAGUGACUAUGCAUAGAUAAUAAACAGCAGCGUAAAAAAAUGCAAAUAGUCUGGGUAGCCAUUUCAUUAGCUAUUCAGCAGUCCUAUGGCUUGGGGUUAGAAGCUGUCAAGAAGCCUUUUGGAACUAGACUUGGCGCUCCGGUACCGCUUCCCGUGCGGUAGCAGAGAGAACAGUCUAUGACUAGGGUGGCUGGAGUCUUUGGCAAUUUUUAGGGCCUUCCUCUGACAACGCCUGGUAUAGAGGUCCUGGAUGGCAGGAAGCUUGGCCCCAGUGAUGUACUGCGCCGUACACACUACCCUCUGUAGCGCCUUGCGGUCGGAGGCCGAGCAGUUGCCAUACCAGGCGGUGAUGCUACCAGUCAGGAUGCUGUCGAUGGUGCAGCUGUAUAACUUUUUGAGGAUCUGAGGACCCAUGCCAAAUCUUUUCAGUCUCCUGAGGGGGAAUAGGCAUUGUCGUGCCCUCUUCACGGCUGUCUUGCUGUGUUUGGCCCAUGUUAGUUUGUUGGUGAUGUGGACACCAAGGAACUUGAAGCUCUCAACCUGCUCCACUACAGCCCAGUCAAUGAGAAUAAGGGCGUGCUCGGCCCUCCCUUUCCUGUAGUCCACAAUCAUCUCCUUUGUCUUGAUCACGUUGAGGGAGAGGCUGUUAUCCUGGCACCACACUGCCAGAUCUCUGACCUCCUCCCUAUGGGCUGUCUCAUCGUUGUCGGUGAUCAGGCCUACCACCGUUGUGUCGUCUGCAAACUUAAUGAUGGUGUUGGAGCGUGCUUGGCCACGCAGUCGUGGGUGAACAGGGAGUACAGGAGGGGAAUAAGCACGCACCCCUGAGGGCCCACCCCAUGUUGAGGAUCAGCUUGGCAGAUGUGUUGUUGCCUACCCUUACCACCGGAGGGCGGCCCAUCAGGAAGUCCAGGAUCCAGUUGCAGAGGGAGGUGUUUAGUCACAGGGUCCUUAGCUUAGUGAUGAGCUUUGAGGGCACUAUGGUGUUCAACGUUGAACUUAAAAAAAAGUCAUCAGGGAUUUAUUUGAGGGUGAAAUUUAAACCACAGGAUUAUGUAAUCAUGGUAACCACAUUUCAACAUACAAAAACCUUGGAUAAAAUAUGUUGAAUUUGUACUUUUAAAACAAUGUCAGAUUUUCUACGUUAUAUCCACUAUCAGAAAGAACAAACAUAGGAAGUGUUGCCCAGACUACUGGGAAAUGUAUCUAUCUACAGCUACACUUUGGUCUCCCAUCCAAGGUAUUAACUAAGCCCAGCUAUUACAGUGGGGGAAAAAAGUAUUUAGUCAGCCACCAAUUGUGCAUGUUCUCCCACUUAAAAAGAUGAGAGAGGCCUGUAAUUUUCAUCAUAGGUACACGUCAACUAUGACAGACAAAAUGAGAAAAAAAAAUCCAGAAAAUCACAUUGUAGGAUUUUUAAUGAAUUUAUUUGCAAAUUAUGGUGGAAAAUAAGUAUUUGGUCAAUAACAAAAGUUUCUCAAUACUUUGUUAUAUACCCUUUGUUGGCAAUGACACAGGUCAAACGUUUUCUGUAAGUCUUCACAAGGUUUUCACACACUGUUGCUGGUAUUUUGGCCCAUUCCUCCAUGCAAAUCUCCUCUAGAGCAGUGAUGUUUUGGGGCUGUCGCUGGGCAACACAGACUUUCAACUCCCUCCAAAGAUUUUCUAUGGGGUUGAGAUCUGGAGACUGGCUAGGCCACUCCAGGACCUUGAAAUGCUUCUUACGAAGCCACUCCUUCGUUGCCCGGGCGGUGUGUUUGUGAUCAUUGUCAUGCUGAAAGACCCAGCCACAUUUCAUCUUCAAUGCCCUUGCUGAUGGAAGGUUUUCACUCAAAAUCUCACGAUACAUGGCCCCAUUCAUUCUUUCCUUUACACGGAUCAGUCGUCCUGGUCCCUUUGCAGAAAAACAGCCCCAAAGCAUGAUGUUUCCACCCCCAUGCUUCACAGUAGGUAUGGUGUUCUUUGGAUGCAACUCAGCAUUCUUUGUCCUCCAAACACGACGAGUUGAGUUUUUACCAAAAAGUUAUAUUUUGGUUUCAUCUGACCAUAUGAAAUUCUCCCAAUCCUCUUCUGGAUCAUCCAAAUGCACUCAAGCAAACUUCAGACGGGCCUGGACAUGUACUGGCUUAAGCAGGGGGACACGUCUGGCACUGCAGGAUUUGAGUCCCUGGCGGCGUAGUGUGUUACUGAUGGUAGGCUUUGUUACUUUGGUCCCAGCUCUCUGCAGUUCAUUCACUAGGUCCCCCCGCUCACCGUUCUUGUGAUCAUUUUGACCCCACGGGGUGAGAUCUUGCGUCGAGCCCCAGAUCGAGGGAGAUUAUCAGUGGUCUUGUAUGUCUUCCAUUUCCUAAUAAUUGCUCCCACAGUUGAUUUCUUCAAACCAAGCUGCUUACCUAUUGCAGAUUCAGUCUUCACAGCCUGGUGCAGGUCUACAAAUUUGUUUCUGGUGUCCUUUGACAGCUCUUUGGUCUUGGCCAUAGUGGAGUUUGGAGUGUGACUGUUUGAGGUUGUGGACAGGUGUCUUUUAUACUGAUAACAAGUUCAAACAGGUGCCAUUAAUACAGGUAACGAGUGGAGGACAGAGGAGCCUCUUAAAGUAGAAGUUACAUGUCUGUGAGAGCCAGAAAUCGUGCUUGUUUGUAGGUGACCAAAUACUUAUUUUCCACCAUAAUUUGCAAAUAAAUUCAUUAAAAAUCCUACAAUGUGAUUUUCUGGAAUUUAUUUUCUCAAUUUGUCUGUCAUAGUUGACGUGUACCUAUGAUGAAAAUUACAGGCCUCUCUCAUCUUUUUAAGUGGGAGAACUUGCACAAUUGGUGGCUGACUAAAUACUUUUUUUCCCCACUGUAUAUUUGUUACCAAUGUGCUAUCAUGAAAAUGAUUGUUGAGAGAUCUCCACUUAAAAACAAAAUAGAUUCACUGUUGCUAUCGAAGUCAUUCCAAAGGGUAGGUUUAACAGAGCAAAUGAAAUGUGACCAUAUUUUAUCAAUCAUCAUUGAUGCUAUAUAGGCCUAUAUAGCAUUUGGAAAGUCAUCAAUAGCAAUUGUUUGAAUUCAACCCAGAAUUCAACUAAAACUAGACAAUACAAUAGGCCUAGGGUUUCAAGCUUGAUUCAAAAUGUAAUGAUAUUAGUGAUAUUGAAUUGUGUUUGUUUGUCAACGCAACCAAAUAUCAACAUUUGACGGAGAUGUAUCUUCUGUUUGGAUAGUUCCAUUUGUGCCACUGACUUAGUCUGGCUUUAAUUCCAGAUGGAACUGUCCAAGCAGAAGAUAUAUGUGUUGACAACCGAACACAAUUCCAUAUCACUUUUAAAAAACAAUAAGUAGUCUAUUAACUUGUUGAUAAAUUAACAAAUGAUAUAUUAGAUUCAUGUCUCCAACUCAAACAAAAAUAACAGUUAAAGAAUGGCUCAGAUGGAACUAUCCAAGCAGUAUAUACAUAUCCUUUAAAUGUUGAUAUUUGGUUGCGUUGUCAACCAAACACAAGUCAAUAUUACUUUUGUAAUACAGUAAAUAGCCUAAAGUUAAGACUAUCUUGCAAACUAAUGUAACAUUCAACCUUAAAAUGAGUAACACAUCCAUGACCACAUUUUGAGGUUACUAUGACUAUACAUUUCUUCUUAUGUAAUCAUAUAAAUCAUGCAAGUUUAAGAUAGCAUGCAUAUAUUUUUUAUUUAUUCUAUUUUUAUUACCUUUAUUUAACUAGGCAAGUCAGUUAAGAAUGACGGGCUAUCAAAAGGCAAAAGGCCUCCUGCGGGGACGGGGGCUGGGACUAAAAAUAAAAAUAUAGGACAAAACACACAUCACGACAAGCGAGACACCACAACACUCCAUAAAGAGAGACCUAAGACAACACAGCAUGGCAGCAACACAUCACAACACAGCAUGGUAGCAACACCACAUGACAACAACAUGGUAGCAGCACAAAACAUGGUACAAACAUUAUUGGGCACAGACAACAGCACAAAGGGCAAGAAGGUAGAGACAACAAUAAAUCACGCGAAGCAGCCAGUCAGUAAGACUGUCCAUGAUUGAGUCUUUGAAUGGAGAGAUGGAGAUAAAACUGUCCAGUUUUAGGGUUUUUUGCAGCUCGUUCCAGUCGCUAGCUACAGCGAACUGGAAAGAGGAGCGACACAGGGAUGUGUGUGCUUUGGGGACCUUUAACAGAAUGUGACUGGCAGAACGAGUGUUGUAUGUGGAGGAUGAGGGCUGCAGUAGGUAUCUCAGAUAGGGGGGAGUGAGGCCUAAGAGGAUUUUAUAAAUAAGCAUCAACCAGUGGGUCUUGCAAUGGGUAUACAGAGAUGACCAGUUUACAGAGGAGUAUAGAGUGCAGUGAUGUGUCCUAUAAGGAGCAUUGGUGGCACAUCUGAUGGCCGAAUGGUAAAGAACAUCUAGCCGCUUGAGAGCACCCUUACCUGCCGAUCUAUAAAUUACAUCUCCCUAAUCUAGCAUGGGUAGGAUUGUCAUCUGAAUCAGGGUUAGUUUGGCAGCUGGGGUGAAAGAGGAGCGAUUACGAUAGAGGAAACCAAGUCUAGAUUUAACCUUAGCCUGCAGCUUUGAUAUGUGCUGAGAGAAGGACUGUGUACCAUCUAGCCAUACUCCCAAGUAUUUGUAUGAGCUGACUACCUCAAGCUCUAAACCCUCAGAGGUAGUAAUCACACCAUUGGGAAGAGGGGCGUUUUUCUUACCAAACCACAUGACCUUUGUUUUGGAGGUUUUCAGAACAAGGUUAAGGGCAGAGAAAGAUUGUUGGACACUAAGAAAGCUUUGUUGUAGAGCUGGUCUGUGGAGAUCCUCACAAUUGAUGUAAUAAUCUGCGCAAUAUCUCGAACACCAUUGAUCACUUGCACCAUGAUGUACUUUAAUGUAAUCUCAACUGGAAUCCAGGUAAUCUGCUAUUAGAUGAAGCACAUUGAUAAGUAACACAAUCUGUUGUAUAAAUAAACAAAAUAUCUGACACUGUAUUCCCAUUUGAACUUUGCUGUGCUUUUAAAUGGUUGAAAGUGCAGUGAUAACACAUUGGAAAUUCAACCAACUUUUGGCUGUUUUUUUUGAGUGGGUGAAUAUAGGUUGUAAUCUCAUUGAUCAACAUCUCAACCAAAUAUUACCCAAUUAUCCACGUUGAAAUGACGUAGUGUACCCAGUGGGUUGUCUAUGUGUAAUGCUCUCUGUCAGAGCCACAUGAUGAAUAAACUUACAUCUUUGUCUGAGGGCUAUUUCUGAGUUGGUGAUUAGCUGUACUACACGUGUCAUUACAUCUCUUUUUAAUCGCCAUGUCUGUAUCUGUUCCUCCCCAUCAGGUAACUGUUCCUCUCCAGGUGUGUGUAGCAGGAGAGACCCGCUGUCUGCCGUGUCCACAGAGUUCACGCGUGUAGAGAGCAUCGAGCUGGUCCUGCCUCCACACGCUAAUCACCACGGCAACACCUUCGGAGGACAGAUCAUGGCCUGGAUGGAGAACGCAGCCACAGUGGCAGCCAGGUAGAUACACACACACACACACACACACACACACACACACACACACACACACACACACACACACACACACACACACACACACACACACACACACACACACACACACACACACACACACACUCACACAUGCACACACACUCUACUAACCCUCUCUGUCUCUCUCUACAGUCGUCUGUGUGGCUGCUUCCCCUCUCUGAGGUCUGUAGACAUGUUCCGUUUCAGAGGUCCCUCCUCUGUAGGAGACAGACUGGUCUUUAAGGCUAUGGUCAACAACACAUUUAACAACAGGUAACAUGUCUAAGCAUCUGUGUUACCUUUCAGAUAAUAGGAUCCUAUGAAAAUGUAUUUAGCACCGUAUUUAAAAUGUGUGUGUGCCUGUGUGUAUAGUAUCGAGGUAGGUGUCCGAGUGGAGGCCUAUAACUGUGAGGAGUGGACUUCGAACAAACCGCGUCACAUCAACAGUGCCUUCCUCAUCUACCAGCUGGCUAACACAUCAGGAGAUGCACCUGCCUUCCCCCAAGUCACAUACACCACCCAGGACGGGGAGAGGAGGUAUCUGUCUGCCAUUGUCAGGAAGAGAAUACGCAUGGCUAGAAAGCACAUCCUGUCCUGUAAGGAGGAGGCUCCUCUCUCUGUCCCCUGGGAUAAAAGCAACCAGGUACUACAACCAUGUAAUGAACAUGACACUACCAGCACGCAUCGUUCUAGCUAAGAUAGCCUUGUACCUGACUGUUUUUGCAUUCAACCACAUUGCUGCCAUGCAGUGGUGUAAAGUACUUCAGUAAAACUUUAAAGUACUAUUUAAGUAUUUUUGGGGAGUAUCUGUACUUUACACUACUAUUUAUAUUUCUGACUACUUUUACUUUUACUUCACUACAUUCCUGAAGAAAAUAAUGUACUUUUUACUCCAUACAUUUUCCCUGACACCCAAAAGUACUCGUUACAUUUAGAAUGCUUAGCAGGACAGGAAAAUGGUCCAAUUCACACACUUAUCAAGGGAACAUCCCUGGUCAUCCCUACUGCUUCUGAUCUGAUGGACUCACUAAACACAAAUGCUUUGUUUGUAAAGGAUGUCUGAGUGUUGGAGUGUGCCCCUGGCUGUCCGUAAAUUACUCUGGUUUGCUUAAUAUAAGGAAUUUGAAAUUAUUUAUACUUUUACUUUUGAUACUUAGGUAUAUUUAACACCAAAUACUUUUAGACUUUUACUCAAGUAGCAUUUUACUGGGUGACUUUCACUUUUCAUUUUCUAUUAAGGUAUCUUUACUUCUACUCAAGUAUGACAAUUGAGAACUUUUUCUACCACUGCUGCCAUGCCAGAUGACAAGUUCGUUAAAGCUGAGAUACACUUUUAGUUAAGCGUCAUUAUUUCCCAGCUGACUGUCUAUCUCCUAUCGCCCCCUGCAGGUGUAUCUGGGCUAUAACAACGUAGCUGCUCUGACUGUACUGGCUGGGAAACAAGACUGGGAGGCCAGCAGCAUCAGUGACAGGGUGAGAAACACACACAAAUGCAUGAACGGAGACAUUAUAUGGCAAUUUUGUAAAGGAUACUCUCUGUCCUUUUUGGACACCAUUUUGCUUUUACGUUGUCCUUACUCUGUUGUAUGUUUGUGUAUCCAGGUCGGUGUGUAUGUCCAUGAGGAGGCGGAGCUGCUUUGUGUCCAAGUUCAGAUGGAGGUCAUGACCUCUGCCCUCCAUGCCUUCACCCUACUGGUUGACCUCACACUGCGACCUCUUUGGGACACACACUACCUGUAAGUAUGACCGACACAGAGCUUUAUGUUCAUUAAACUAACUAAACAGUUAACUUAUCACGUCCCCUUCUUCCUGUAGGAGCUGUGAGGAGGUGGAGAGGGCGGAUGAGGAAGAGACGGUGUAUCACAUUAAAUGCUCCCCCAUCAAUGGAGGGAAGAGCCGAGACUUUGUGUUCCUGCUGUCAAAGAGGCAGCCCUGCAAAGACGGGUAAUGUUUCCUUUAGAAUAAUUUGUGUGUGUGUUCCUGUCUUCUACAGUGGCGAUGGUUAUGUGAUCAUUCUGAUUUCUGUAACUGUAUGUGUGUUCCUCUUCUACAGUGACCCCUAUGUGGUAGCCCUGAGGUCUGUAACUGUGACGGCAGUUCCCCCUGUGGAGGGUUUCCUCCGUAGCGAGGCCAAGUGUGCCGGGUUCCUCAUCCACAGCCUGGGACUCAACAGCUGCAAGGUGAGGCAGUCACAUAUGCACACUCUAGUGAUGGGAAGUUUGGCUCGUUUUACUGACUUGGACCUUUUCGAGUCAUUCAGUUAAAAGAACAAAUCUUUAAACAAAUGUUGUUAAUUUGAUUCAGUAAUACCAAGAGCAUGCAAGACCCCUACCGGCGAACGAUGAACUGAAAACUUGAGUCAUGAUUCUACAAGCCUCUCAGAGUCACAUCUCAUUCACCAUAAGAGGCUUUUUGGCGCUGUCAUUUGUGACAGACUUGUAAAAGUGUGAUUUAAACAAUGUAAAUCUGUGAUUGCUAGGCAUACAUAUAUGAUUGUUCCUUGAUUCCUUUGAAACGAGGUCUAGUUUGCGCUACAAACUAUUAAAAGCUAUCUAUGAAAACCUGAGACUCUUACGAACACACACAUGUUUUGCUCUAUGACUCUCAGAAGCCACACAAGAGUUGUUAGAAGGUAAGGGGAUCAUAGGAAAUCCCAGGACAUAGUGUCUAUAAUACUGUAAUAAGCUCACAGUUGCUGUCACAAACUCCAAACUCCACACAGUUGUCACUGACUAGUAGGAUAUUCAUUUCCCACAGAACAAACCAUUUCUGUACUUACAGCAUUCUUAUCAAUUAUUUUUUAAUCUGUUUUUUUUUUUUCUUUGGCAGAUCUUGUUUUUUUAAUUGACAAUUUGUCAAUAAAACUCAUGAAUGCAACUGUUUAUGUCGUAUAGUGUUCUACUUGUAACCCUGGUUGUCCUGAAAAUAAAAUGGUGAAACAAUUCAUUGUGAGGCUUAAUAUAAGUGCUGGACAUGCAGAUAAAUGAAAGUAAUUUAAAUAAAAUCUUAUUUUUGCUGAGGUCUCAGGACUGAUAUGGUUAAUACACACAGUAUAAUAACUUGUUAGCUUUCAUCACGUCUUCAUUAACCCUCCACAGAGACCUCACAAUUCAUAUAAAAUGUGUUAACACCAUGUGUGCAUGUGUUAUUCUUUGUUCCAGGUGUGUUACUACAACCAGGUGACGUCAGGUGUGUUGCCAUAUGUAGCAGGUAACCUGGCAGGCUGGUCCAAGUCUAUGGAGGAGACGGCUAGCGCUUGUAUCACUUUCCUGGAGAGAGACCUCAUCACUAGCGUCUUC